This is a messenger RNA of Ruditapes philippinarum (Manila clam), 1426 nucleotides long. Its product is annotated as metabotropic glutamate receptor 3-like. The record is from RefSeq and is a predicted model, not a curated record. The transcript has 2 exons. Gene Ontology annotation, cellular component: membrane. Bases 227 to 1411 code for a protein of 394 amino acids. NCBI's taxonomy places the organism in Eukaryota, Metazoa, Mollusca, Bivalvia, Venerida, Veneridae. Gene Ontology annotation, molecular function: adenylate cyclase inhibiting G protein-coupled glutamate receptor activity. Gene Ontology annotation, biological process: G protein-coupled receptor signaling pathway.
UCUCUUAAACUGAUUUCUAUUUUUAUAUUUUUGAAUUGUUAAGGUUGCCGGGUACAAGAAAUCAAAAGAAUUGAAUGUUAUCUCAUCAGAUAUAAAGGAUUACAACAUAACAGGCUACGAAUUGCUGUGGCCGAAUAUUCGAAAGGCACAGUGUCCUGAUGGAAAGCUUUGUCCACAUUGCCACACCGAUCUGUCUGAAGAAUCCAUUUUGUUCAUCCCAGGUGACAUGUAUAUUAUUGGAGUUGUCCCUAUUCAUACCAAAGGAUCCACUCCAUUGAAGUGUGGAGAAAUCAAAAAAGGAGGUUUGGAUAUUGCCGAAACAAUCCGGUUUGCUGUGAAAGAGGCUAAAUCGAAGCCUGAAGCGAAUAUCGGGAUAGUUAUAAUAGACAGCUGUAAUGAUCCACAAAUUAUUCAGGAAAAGAUAUUAACAUUACAUAGAUUUGGAGUUUAUGUAAAAGACCGGUAUAUACCUAUUGGUGACAAAAUCCUUGGUUACAUUGGUGGCUGGUCUAGCGAUGUCAGCAAAGCCGUUGCAGAUAUUAUUUCGCGCUUAGAGUAUCCACAAAUAAGUUACGCCUCAACGGCUCCUAUUUUAAGUGACAGAUCAAUAUAUCCAUAUUUCCUUCGAACGCCUAUCCCGGAUGGUAAACAAGCGGAAACUAUCCUGAAGAUUGUAGAGAGACUACAAGGAAACUUUAUUCAAAUUGUUCACAGUGAAGGUGCGUACGGCGAGGGCGGUAGGGAUCUUUUGCUGGACUACAUAAGAAACGGAAAGUUUGAUAUGUGUGUCUCUCAGACAAUAUCCUUUAAAACCGACACGAAUGGAACUGAUGUACUUUCUAAACUACGGAAGUUUUCAAAGGCUCAUAUUGUGGUCCUUUUUCUUGGUUCAUUUGACGUCGUGCAGUUAUUUAAAACAUUCAAUAUGAUCGACAGAAAUGAAUUUCUUUUUAUAAGUUCGGAAGGAUGGGGCACUAGAUUUGACGUUGAAUUGUACAGAAAACUCAAUGGCUGUAUCACUGUAACGUCACAAUUAAACGUUAAUGAGAAACUGAAAGACCACUUUGCUUCACUUAAACCUGAUCGUUCAAAUAUAAAUCAGUGGAUUCGACCAUACAUGGAGAAAGAAUUUGAUUGUUAUUUUGAAUGGAGUUAUGACAAAAGAUCGAGGAAAAAGUGCAAAGAAAAUGUGUCCCUUAAUGUGUUUACAACCGAUUUUCGAUUGGAUGCAUGGUCGCCGUUUGUAGAACGCGGUGUAAUCGCUCUUUUGUCAAGCGCAGAAACCACGUUGAGGGAGAAAUGUGAUGGAAAUACAACAGAACUAUGUGACGCUUACAAGGCCAGCCCUGAAUAUGUAAGUUCGGAGAACAAGCUGAAGAUCUUGCAAAUCACUCAUGGCACGCAUUUAUAAAUAUUUUUUUCACUA